UGCUCAGGGACGUGUCUCAACAGAUGGUUGGGGUUAAAGAGUGUUAUCACAUCGUAGAGAGGAUUAGAGCCGAGAGGUUGUCCUCUUCUUCUUCUCCUUCUUCCAGAGGAGCUGAGCUGUGUGGUCCACCUCUCCUCUCCACUUCUCUACCACCAAGACCAGAACUCUGCAUGAGAACAAGAAGAGAAGAGGAGACGGGGAGAAAACAAGAGAUCCUUAUCCUUCUUUCUCACACUCUCACUCCGGCACUCUGCUCUCUUGCCUUCCAGACUCCUCCUCAGAAGUGAGAGCUCCAGUGGGUUUCCUCCCUCCGCCAUGCUGCUGGUGUGUGUGUCCUGGCUGGGCCUGCUGUCCCUGGGUUGGGACCAGGGCUGUUCAGCAUUCAGCACCACCAGAGCCCAGGGAGGCCUGAGGGGACGCAUCCAGAGGGACCGCAGGAACAUUAGGCCCAACAUCAUCCUCAUCAUAACUGACGAUCAGGACACGGAGCUUGGCUCUCUUCAGGUGAUGAAUAAGACUCGUAAGAUAAUGGAAGAUGGAGGCACCUCGUUCACCAAUGCCUUUGUGAGCACACCCAUGUGCUGUCCGUCGCGCUCGUCCAUGCUGACUGGGAAGUACGUUCACAACCACAACACCUACACCAACAACGAGAACUGUUCCUCGCCGUCCUGGCAGGCCCAGCAUGAACCACGCUCCUUCGCCGUCUACCUCAACAAUACAGGAUACAGGACAGCGUUCUUUGGGAAGUACCUGAACGAGUACAACGGCAGCUACAUCCCUCCUGGGUGGCGGGAGUGGGUGGGGCUGAUCAAAAAUUCCAGAUUUUAUAAUUACACCGUCUGUCGGAACGGUUACAAGGAGAAGCACGGUGCAGAAUAUGCCAAGGACUAUUUCACGGACCUUAUCACCAACGACAGCAUCAACUUCUUCCGGAUGUCCAAGAAGGUUUACCCUCACCGGCCAGUGAUGAUGGUCCUCAGCCACGCUGCCCCCCAUGGCCCAGAGGACUCAGCCCCACAGUACGCAGAGAUGUUCCCCAACGCAUCACAACACAUCACCCCCAGUUAUAACUACGCCCCCAACAUGGAUAAACACUGGAUCAUGCAGUACACCGGCCCCAUGAGGCCCAUCCACAUGGAAUUCACUAACUUCCUGCACAGGAAGAGACUACAGACGCUCAUGUCAGUGGACGACUCUGUUCAGAAGGUAUAUGAGAUGUUGGUAGAGAGUGGAGAGCUGGACAACACCUAUGUAAUCUAUACUGCUGACCAUGGCUAUCACAUCGGUCAGUUCGGACUGGUAAAGGGGAAGUCAAUGCCCUAUGACUUUGACAUCCGAGUACCCUUCUUCCUCAGAGGGCCCAACGUCGAGCCUGGAGCAGUGAACACUCAACUGGUGUUGAACAUUGACCUGGCUCCCACUAUCCUACACAUCGCUGGGCUGGACACUCCUCCAGACAUGGAUGGGAAGUCCAUCCUCCAACUACUGGAGCAUGAGAAAACUGGCAACAGAUUCAAACCCAAUCGGAAACCCAAAGUCUGGAGGGACACAUUCCUAGUGGAGAGAGGUAAACUCCUGAGGCAGAAGGAGGAUGGUGGAGGCAGUCCAACCACCCCUCACACCAACAGCCUGCCCAAGUACAAGAAGGUCAAAGAGGUGUGUCAACAGGCAGAGUUCCAGACGCCCUGCCAACAGCCUGGGCAGAAGUGGCAUUGCGUGGAGGAGAUCACAGGGAAGUGGCGUAUCCAGAAGUGUAAGGGAGGUGGUCUGAAGGAAGGCCCCAGGAAGAGGGCCCGGAGCCUGAGGUCCCGCAGCAGCUACGACAGCCGGCAGAGGGACCCUUGCAACUGUGGCCCUGACAGCAGCCUCGACAAACCCUCCAGGUCCGACCGCCCGGGGCGCUCACACCGCCAGUUCCCACCUUCCUCUGGAGGACGAGGCUACAGGCCUCGUUUCGUCCACACAAGAUCCACCAGAUCUCUGUCCGUGGAGUUUGAAGGGCAGAUCUAUGACAUUGACCUUGCGGCAGAUGACCAGUCGGCGGUCAGGAGACGUGUCAUCAGAAAGCGCCACUAUGAGCAGGAGGACCAGGAGAUGGCUCUGGAGUCAGAAGACGGGUCAGAGGAGAUGCUGGCGGACGAUACCAACACCGUGGGGUACCCCAACUCUGUCAAAGUCACACACAAGUGCUACAUCCUGAUGAAUGACACCGUCCACUGUGAGAGAGAGAUCUACUCUUCAUCCAGAGCCUGGAAGGACCAUAAGAGCUACGUGGACCAGGAGAUAGAGGCCCUGCAGGACAAGAUCAAGAACCUGCGAGAGGUCAGAGGUCACCUGAAGAGGAGACGACCUGACGGGUGUGACUGUGGUAAGAACAGCUACUAUAGCAAAGGAGAGAGAAACAGAGAGAAGGCAGAGAGGUUGAAGAACAAGAAUGAUCAGCUCCAUCCCUUUAAGGAGGUUGCCCAGGAAGUGGAUGGGAAGACCCAGCUUUUGAACGAGAUCAGGAGGAAGAAGAAGGAGAGGAAAGAGAGGAAGAGGCAGAAGAAGGGGGAUGACUGUAGUCUACCUGGUCUGACAUGUUUCACUCACAGCAACGACCACUGGCAGACUGCCCCCUUUUGGAACCUUGGAGGGUUCUGUGCGUGCACCAGUUCCAACAACAACACCUACUGGUGUGUGAGAACCAUCAACGAGACACACAACACCCUGUUCUGUGAGUUUGCUACGGGCUUCCUCGAGUACUUUGACCUCAACAACGACCCCUACCAGCUGACCAACGCGGUGUACUCGGUGGACAGAGAGGUGUUGAACGCCCUCCAUGCUCAGCUGAUGGAGAUGAGGAGUUGCCAGGGACACAAGCAGUGUAACCCCCGACCCAAAGGCCUGGACACAACAGCACUCAGCCAGUCUGGGACGGACGAGCGGGUUAAGCUGCCCAACCUGACGGAGGAGGAGGUGGACUGGCGAGGUCUGGAGGAGCUGUAUAGUAGUGUAAACCAGAGCCUGUACCAGCACAGGACUGACUACAGCCUCAGACAGGACGACUGGCACAUCUUCCAGAAGGAUGUAGAUAAUAUGUUUGCACUGAGACACGUUUUAGACUCGAAACUUCAAAACAACGACGACAACCAAACCCAUAAGCUUGACUUAAAGGAUGACCCGGCAUCGGCAACUUCCCUGGCAGAGCAGGGUUCCGGGUCUGGGGCUGGGGGGCUGGAGGAGGGCAGCGGAGGAGAAGGUACGCCUAGCCGGGACAUCUGGCCAGAACCGGUCUUCCUGAAUCGGGCCACAGAGGGAUUACCAGAGACCCCAUGCACUACCCAUCCUGCCCCUAGCACACCGCCACCACCACCUCCUCCAUUAACACCCACACACCCCACACCUCAGAGGUCAGAGGUUAAAGUUCAACUAGAAUCUGUGAAUGACCUCCCUGACGAGACUUAUCCAUUAGGCAGACCCCCCAGAGUGGUGUCUGGGAUGUCAGCAGGUCAGAGGAGAGGAGGGGUCAGAGGGGGGGAAGUGGUUGCCGGUGGUGAAGUGUGGUUGGCCCAUCAGCUGGAGGAGGACUGGCUAGAUGGCGAGGGGGAGGGGCUAGUUUUCAGUGGGAACGGGAACAACGGCCUGACUGAGAUGGAGACGCGGCACGACGACCUGCUCCGCACCCACAACAGCCUGGAGAUGGGGCUGGGACUGGGGUCUUACCCAGGCCAGGCCCAGACCCAACAGGGCAGUCUCAUCCAGGGACUGGAGCUGAGACUAGACAAGGAGGAGGAAGAGGACAUAUUCCAAGGCCAGGGCUACCUCCCCCUCUCCCCACAGACACUGAGGCCCAGAGUACAGGCCUCCACCACCACCACCACUACCAGCACUAGGAGCCCGCCUCAGACUCAGACUGGCGCCCCACAGGGGACUGGGGUGGUAGUGCAUAACCCCCAGCUCCAACAGGCACAUCUACAGAUAGAGGUACAGGUCGAGUCCCAUGCCCAGCUCCAGGCCCUGGACUAUGAGGGUAGUGGGUCUCCCGCCCUGCCCUCUUCCAACCACACCCAGUGAGACACAUACAGACAAACGCACGUGCUGGCCUGACAUUGGGCGGCCCAGCCGGUCACCAUAGAGACACAGAGAGACACAGAAACUGGGGGACAUGGAGAGCCAAGAAGGCCAAUGAUGAUGCCACCACCUGUCAGUCUGACUUAGAGCUGUAUUAUUCAUGAGUAUUAAAGUUAUUAUUAUUGUUGAUUUUUUUUA
Messenger RNA from Oncorhynchus masou masou (cherry salmon), 4251 nucleotides. RefSeq names its product sulfatase 1 (gene sulf1). The record is from RefSeq and is a predicted model, not a curated record. Gene Ontology annotation, biological process: glomerular basement membrane development; positive regulation of Wnt signaling pathway; positive regulation of vascular endothelial growth factor production. The coding region runs from base 316 to 4056 and encodes 1246 amino acids. The transcript has 19 exons. Gene Ontology annotation, molecular function: N-acetylglucosamine-6-sulfatase activity; glycosaminoglycan binding. Gene Ontology annotation, cellular component: plasma membrane; cell surface; endoplasmic reticulum. NCBI's taxonomy places the organism in Eukaryota, Metazoa, Chordata, Actinopteri, Salmoniformes, Salmonidae.